Messenger RNA from Corythoichthys intestinalis (scribbled pipefish), 1317 nucleotides. It is a transcript of the gene slc7a6os, whose product is annotated as solute carrier family 7 member 6 opposite strand. Gene Ontology annotation, biological process: developmental process. Bases 78 to 1028 code for a protein of 316 amino acids. The transcript has 5 exons. The record is from RefSeq and is a predicted model, not a curated record. NCBI's taxonomy places the organism in Eukaryota, Metazoa, Chordata, Actinopteri, Syngnathiformes, Syngnathidae.
AUGAUCACGUGACGUCAAGGAGGCAAACCCCAAACACAGACAAGCAAGAACCAGACAGACGCGGGCGACAAACAAACAUGGAGCCCAACGCCACCAUCCUGCGCGUCAAGAGAAAGCGGGGCACCGACCCGGCGGACGCACUACUGCUCGCCUGUAAACGCAUCCGCCCGGAAACCAGCCAGGCCCCCGGUGAAGCGGCACCGGAGCCCGGCGAGGCCGACGUGGAGAAGUCUGUGUUCAAACUCGUGGCCACGGUAGCAACACAGGAUGCUCCAGUGCAGACGGAGGUCCGCCAAGCCCUGUCCCGCCCCCGCGUGGCUCACGCGUUGCGGCCCUCCGCCAACAGCUCCAAGCGCAUCUUCGCCGACUCUCGAAACGCCAAGUUGGGCAUCCGGAGCGAGGAGCGCUACCGCAUCCUCUCCAGCCACCGCGCCGGCCUUGCACUCCCGGUUCACCCAAGUGGCGACGGUUCCGCGGCGGCAGAGAAGGUAGAGGAGACGCGAGAGGAGGAAGUGCAGGUAGUCGAUCUGCUGCACGAAGAUCUACCGGAGCAAGACAAAUCCUUCAGCAAGACUGAGUCAUCAAACCCUGAUGUGAUCCUGUGCAACAACACAAAGAUGCUCAGAGAGCGUCUCCGCAUCCAAGACCAGCCGCUCGAAAACGACGACGACUACGUGUAUGAUCUCUACUACCAGGAAACCUUCACACCGGGGUGGAUCCACGACAUCUUGUCCGUCAGGGCCUACGCGGACUACACGCAACUGGUCCCUGAGGAGGAAGACAGAGAGGAGGAGACGUACGAUGACGAAGAUGACGAGAACGAAGAAGCCAACUGGAGGAAUGACUAUCCUGAUGAAGAGAGCGAGGAUGACGACGACAGCGAGCGAGAGGAACGCUACGGACGCGAGUGGGCCGACGUCGAGGAAGACGCUCCCUGUCGCAGGAGCUGGCAACGCUACCAGAGAGACCUGCUGAAAUCGCUCGGCCACCUCUCCGACAACGACACCGACGAAUACGACUCCGACUGAUGGCCGCAACUUGAUCCUCGUUUCUAUUUUUUUACGUGCAUUUGUGUAAGUGUGUGUCGGGUACGCUUUGUGCUGUUAGCGUGCGGUGUGUUCAGUUGCGUAUGUGUCCUAGAGUGUUUUGUAUACUGUGAAAACGUGCGCUUGUCGUGUUAUGGGAUUGACAGUUUGGGGUUCAUGGAUUUUGGCCCGCCAUUUGUUGAAGUUGCGUGUGUUCAAACGUAAAGGAUGCUUGAUGGAUAUUAUUUUUGUAAAUAUGUUAAUAAAAUUUGAAAAAUAAAUGUUAAAAGAA